Messenger RNA from Parathielavia appendiculata, 782 nucleotides. RefSeq lists its product as uncharacterized. Lineage: Eukaryota; Fungi; Ascomycota; Sordariomycetes; Sordariales; Chaetomiaceae. The coding region runs from base 208 to 750 and encodes 180 amino acids. The record is from RefSeq and is a predicted model, not a curated record. The transcript has 2 exons.
UCCCAUACCUCUAUGCAGGUGGACUUCGUCUAAUCAGCCGGCGCGAUGCUUCUUCAACAGGGCAGCAUGGCAACCUGGAGGCCCAUAAUUGCAAGAUAUGGAAAGCUCUGUUGUGAUCAUGCACAGAACACCCGACAUCACACGCAUCAGACGCACCGAGUGUAACUCACAUAACGCAGAUGCGACGAUCUGCGUCGCAUUAGUGAGAUGCUUCGCUCACCAUAUUACGUUUUCGACCGUUGCUAUUUACGACAAAGAUUUGUCAACCGUAUACGACUGGAUACCCCAAGCGCUUUCCCAGAGCUCGAUCCUCUUUGUUACCAGAUUGUGAAGCUUGCAUCGACCGCCGAAACCCGGAUUGCUUUCAUCGCCUACCUUUCCUGCUCGUUCCCUCCAGGUAUACAGAGUACCGAGGGCCAGAGACCGGGGUCCGUGCGAGACUCUGGCAACUUGCAAGCAAUGCCGACCACCCACCGUUGCGACAAGACGACCAAACUUGAGCAUCGCGGCUCUGCUAUGCAGAAUGCAGUGUCUUGCAGCACGCCUGAGGACGAUUGGCUCUGUGGCAGGCUCCUUCGAUUCGCCAUAUCGUGCCAGACAUGGAUGACAGAUAACCUUUCCGUACCACGAUCCCUGGCUUACACGUGGGGGCCUUCCCGCAACUGUUCCCACCAACUAAACUACAUAGUUCGUGGGAAACCGGAAGCGUUGUCGAUGACAAAGUCAAAUAUACCUACUGUACCACGGUAAAGAUCAUCCUGGCACGUCUUUGGAAUUUCAGA